Molecule: messenger RNA, 543 nt
Organism: Coccomyxa subellipsoidea C-169
Lineage: Eukaryota; Viridiplantae; Chlorophyta; Trebouxiophyceae; Coccomyxaceae
Product: NAD(P)-binding protein
Exons: 3
Coding region: 1-543 (180 amino acids)
Molecular function (GO): oxidoreductase activity
Source: RefSeq, a predicted model, not a curated record
AUGUGGUGCACAGGAAUCGCAUACAAGGGCAAUAUCUUCGGCCCGGAGGAGGCGCGGAAAACAAUGGAGACCAAUUUUGCCGGCACGCGCGCAGUUUGCGAGCGGCUGGAACGCCUCAUACCAGAUGGAGGCCGCAUUGUUAAUGUUUGCUCCCUGGCCGGCAAGCUGAGCAUUCUGCGCAGCUCAGAGCUGCGCAGCCGCUUUGAAGCUGCGAAGAGUGCUGAGGAGGUUGCCGCGCUCGCUGAGGAAUUCUUGCAAGGAGUUGCCAGCGGCAGCUACUCAAAAGAGGGCUGGCCUGCCAGCAUGUAUGGGGUGAGCAAGCUGUGCGAGGCAACGUACAGCCGAGUGCUUGCAGAGCAGCUCAAGCCGCGCGGCGUCGCUGUCUAUGCCUGUUGUCCCGGGUAUGUGGCCACAGACAUGUCAUCCCACAAAGGACAUAAGACGCCCGAGCAGGGCGCGGAUACCCCCAUGUGGCUGGCUCUGGAUGCUCCAGCUAGCGACAGCGGCAAGUUCUACAGCGACCGCAAGGAGCAGCCGUUCUAG